This is a messenger RNA of Macadamia integrifolia, 1417 nucleotides long. Its product is annotated as myb-related protein Hv33-like. The coding region runs from base 326 to 1354 and encodes 342 amino acids. NCBI's taxonomy places the organism in Eukaryota, Viridiplantae, Streptophyta, Magnoliopsida, Proteales, Proteaceae. The transcript has 3 exons. Gene Ontology annotation, biological process: regulation of stomatal movement. The record is from RefSeq and is a predicted model, not a curated record.
UCCACAAUGCAAAAGCAGCACCAGAUUUGCGUAAAACCCACUUGAUUGCUUCACCUUCCCGUGUUCUCUUCUACUCUCUCUCUCUAGAUCUCUCUCUUCCUUGGACCCCAUUUCUUAAAACCUAAGCAUGAUUUUUCAUUACCCCUUUAAAUCAUUGGAAAUAUUUCUGGUUUUCUCCACUCUGGUACUGUCAGAUAACAGAUCAAGCUUCAUUUCUCUUCAGCUCCUACCUUAUCAUGUCUGGUUCCUUUUGGGUAUCAAGCAUAUGGGUUCUUCUUUCAAUUCUCUACUGAAACUUCUCCUCUUUUGAUUCUCUUCAAUUCAAAUGGGUCGCCAUUCUUGUUGUGUCAAGCAGAAGCUCCGCAAAGGCUUGUGGUCCCCUGAAGAAGAUGAGAAACUAUUCAACCACAUCACUAGGUUCGGUGUUGGAUGUUGGAGUUCAGUUCCUAAGCAAGCUGGAUUGCAGAGGUGCGGGAAGAGUUGUAGAUUGAGAUGGAUUAACUACCUAAGACCAGAUCUCAAGAGAGGGAUGUUCUCACAGCAAGAAGAGGAUCUCAUAAUCGGUCUCCAUGAGGUUCUAGGCAACAGGUGGGCUCAGAUUGCAGCACAGUUACCUGGAAGAACAGAUAAUGAGAUUAAGAACUUUUGGAAUUCGUAUCUGAAGAAGAAACUCAGGCAACGAGGGAUUGACCCAAACACCCACAAGCCCUUGAGUGAAUCUGAAGCACAAGAUGAGAAGAAAUGCAGAGAACAAGAAGACUUCUUGCAACAAUCUCAGCCCAAAAAACAGAGAACCCUGUCAGUUUCCAUUCACGAUUCAAGCUACUAUGAUCCCAAGCCAGUCUUUGAUCCCUUUCCUUUGUUUGAAUUCCAAGAAAGCACAAUCAAUCCAACGGGACUUAAUCCCAAUUUUCUGUAUCAUCAUCAACACAACCAAGAUUUGAGACCUUUGAAUCAGAACCAGACCCAUCUGGAUACGAGCUCAGAUUUUGGGUUUUCUUCGAUGCCCCGUUUAGCUGCUUCUGAUAAUUUGACAGAGACAGAUAUUUCAGACAAUUCUAUGACCACAUCGAGAGGAGUAAGUACCGGGUUCUUCUUCAACGAAGCAACAAGAGAGAGUUCUAGCAACAGCUGCAACAUGAACAGUUCUAACACGGCAGAAUUUCAGGCUUGGGAUUCAAUGUUUCUGUUUCAACUCAACGGGAUAAAAUCUGAAGAAGUGAAGAUACGUUCAUGGGAGGAAGAAGAGAGUCGACAACAAACAGAAAGCCCAGAAGAUUUUGGUAGCUUUCCAUUAACGUCACUAUCUGAGGAUCUAACUGGGACGAGCUUCGAUCUCUUUGAGCAGAUUUAGAGUGUAAAUUCGAUACUGAUUUCCACCCACCAUUAAAAAAAAAAAAAAAGUUUUUUUUUUUUU